GUUAAUGGACACCAGGACGGCUACUGCAGAGCUGGGCUGGACAGCCAACCCUGCCUCCGGGUGGGAAGAAGUCAGUGGCUAUGAUGAAAACCUGAACACUAUCCGCACCUACCAGGUGUGCAAUGUCUUCGAGCCCAACCAGAACAACUGGCUGCUUACCACUUUCAUCAACCGGCGGGGGGCCCAUCGCAUCUACACAGAGAUGCGCUUCACUGUGAGAGACUGCAGCAGCCUUCCCAAUGUCCCUGGCUCGUGCAAGGAGACCUUCAACUUGUACUACUAUGAGACUGACUCUGUCAUUGCCACCAAGAAGUCAGCUUUCUGGUCUGAAGCCCCCUACCUCAAAGUAGACACCAUUGCUGCAGACGAGAGUUUCUCCCAGGUGGACUUUGGGGGAAGGUUGAUGAAAGUCAACACAGAAGUCAGGAGCUUUGGGCCUCUUACUCGAAAUGGGUUUUACCUCGCCUUCCAGGAUUAUGGAGCCUGUAUGUCUCUCCUUUCCGUCCGUGUCUUCUUCAAAAAGUGUCCCAGCAUUGUGCAAAAUUUUGCAGUGUUCCCAGAAACCAUGACAGGGGCAGAGAGCACAUCUCUGGUGAUUGCUCGGGGCACAUGCAUCCCCAAUGCAGAGGAAGUCGAUGUGCCCAUCAAACUCUACUGCAACGGGGAUGGGGAGUGGAUGGUGCCCAUUGGGCGCUGCACCUGCAAGCCUGGCUAUGAGCCCGAGAACAGCGUGGCCUGCAAGGCCUGUCCUGCAGGGACAUUCAAGGCCAGCCAGGAAGCUGAGGGUUGCUCCCACUGCCCCUCCAACAGCCGCUCUCCUUCAGAGGCGUCUCCCAUCUGCACCUGCCGGACUGGCUAUUACAGAGCGGAUUUUGACCCUCCGGAAGUGGCAUGCACUAGUGUUCCAUCAGGUCCCCGCAAUGUCAUCUCCAUUGUCAAUGAGACAUCCAUCAUCCUGGAGUGGCAUCCCCCAAGGGAAACUGGUGGGCGGGACGAUGUGACCUACAACAUCAUCUGCAAAAAAUGCCGGGCAGACCGCAGGAGCUGCUCCCGCUGCGACGACAACGUGGAGUUUGUGCCCAGACAGCUGGGCCUGACUGAGUGCCGCGUCUCCAUCAGCAGCCUGUGGGCUCACACCCCCUACACCUUCGACAUCCAGGCCAUCAAUGGAGUCUCCAGCAAGAGCCCCUUCCCCCCACAGCAUGUCUCCGUGAACAUCACCACAAACCAAGCUGCCCCCUCCACUGUUCCUAUCAUGCACCAGGUCAGUGCUACCAUGAGGAGCAUCACUUUAUCAUGGCCACAGCCGGAGCAGCCCAAUGGCAUCAUCCUGGACUAUGAGAUCCGGUACUAUGAGAAGGAGCACAAUGAGUUCAACUCCUCCAUGGCCAGGAGCCAGACCAACACGGCCCGCAUCGAUGGGCUGCGGCCUGGCAUGGUGUAUGUGGUGCAGGUGCGCGCCCGCACGGUGGCUGGCUACGGCAAGUUCAGUGGCAAGAUGUGUUUCCAGACUCUGACAGAUGAUGAUUACAAGUCGGAGCUGAGGGAGCAGUUACCCCUGAUUGCUGGCUCAGCAGCAGCCGGGGUCGUAUUUGUCGUGUCCUUGGUGGCCAUCUCCAUCGUCUGCAGCAGGAAACGAGCUUAUAGCAAGGAGGCUGUGUACAGUGACAAACUUCAGCAUUACAGCACAGGCCGAGGCUCCCCAGGGAUGAAGAUCUACAUUGACCCCUUCACUUAUGAGGACCCAAAUGAAGCUGUCCGGGAGUUUGCCAAGGAGAUUGAUGUAUCUUUUGUGAAAAUUGAAGAGGUCAUCGGAGCAGGAGAGUUUGGAGAGGUAUACAAGGGGCGUUUGAAACUGCCAGGCAAGAGGGAAAUCUAUGUGGCCAUCAAGACCCUGAAGGCUGGGUACUCAGAGAAGCAGCGUCGGGAUUUUCUGAGUGAGGCAAGCAUCAUGGGCCAGUUUGAUCAUCCCAACAUUAUUCGCUUGGAGGGUGUUGUCACCAAGAGUCGGCCGGUCAUGAUCAUCACAGAGUUCAUGGAGAAUGGUGCUUUGGAUUCUUUCCUCAGGCAAAAUGACGGGCAGUUCACAGUGAUCCAGCUGGUGGGUAUGCUCAGGGGCAUCGCUGCAGGCAUGAAGUAUCUGUCCGAGAUGAAUUAUGUUCACCGGGACCUGGCUGCAAGGAACAUUCUGGUCAACAGUAACCUGGUGUGCAAGGUGUCUGACUUUGGCCUCUCCCGCUACCUCCAGGAUGACACCUCAGAUCCCACCUACACGAGCUCCUUGGGAGGGAAGAUUCCUGUGAGAUGGACAGCACCAGAGGCCAUUGCCUACCGCAAAUUCACUUCAGCCAGUGAUGUCUGGAGCUACGGGAUUGUCAUGUGGGAAGUCAUGUCAUUUGGAGAGAGACCCUACUGGGAUAUGUCCAACCAAGAUGUCAUCAACGCCAUCGAGCAGGACUAUCGGCUGCCCCCUCCCAUGGAUUGCCCCGCUGCUCUCCAUCAGCUCAUGCUGGACUGUUGGCAGAAGGACCGGAAUAGCCGGCCCCGCUUUGCAGAGAUUGUCAACACCCUGGACAAGAUGAUCCGGAACCCGGCAAGUCUCAAGACCGUGGCAACCAUCACCGCUGUGCCUUCCCAGCCCCUGCUCGACCGCUCCAUCCCAGACUUCACAGCCUUUACUACCGUGGAUGACUGGCUUAGUGCCAUCAAAAUGGUCCAGUACAGGGACAGCUUCCUCACUGCUGGCUUCACCUCGCUUCAGCUUGUCACCCAGAUGACAUCAGAUUUAUAAACUCAAGCCAUCAAAGAGAGCAUCCAGAUGGAAAGAACACAGCCAGCCAGCACUUUAAACAACAGAGCAGAAAAGAUAUUGCACUGAUUCAGCGACAAGUGGCUGUGUGGGAAGAACAUCCUCAGUCUUCAUCGGUGCUUGUAAAUAAGCAUACAUUUCCAUCCCCCACAAAUUAUUUACCAGUCUGCUGCUCCCAUAGAAGUUUGGAGGAGUACACAAAAUAAAAUUAUUCAAUAAGGCAAGAGCUCUUAAAGAUCCAUGUGGUCCAUCAUUUCCCAAGAAUGUUCUGAGUAGCACCAGUUGUGGGAAAUAUUAAUAAGUUCUCCUUGGAACAAAGGUCCCACGGUCAAAUAAAUUUGGGAAAUACUGCGUACUUUAUCACCCUCUUGAAGAUUCACUGCUCAUAUUAGCAUUA
Messenger RNA from Fukomys damarensis (Damara mole-rat), 3206 nucleotides. RefSeq names its product EPH receptor B1 (gene Ephb1). Gene Ontology annotation, biological process: axon guidance; protein phosphorylation; cell surface receptor protein tyrosine kinase signaling pathway. Gene Ontology annotation, molecular function: ATP binding; protein binding; transmembrane-ephrin receptor activity. The record is from RefSeq and is a predicted model, not a curated record. NCBI's taxonomy places the organism in Eukaryota, Metazoa, Chordata, Mammalia, Rodentia, Bathyergidae. The transcript has 15 exons. Gene Ontology annotation, cellular component: neuron projection; plasma membrane. The coding region runs from base 5 to 2791 and encodes 928 amino acids.